CAUUUUAAUUAUCUUUAAAUGAUUUCAAAUAGGUUUUCAGUUUUGAUAGUAUUAACAGCUUGUUUCAACCAUGGAUUAGAUGGCUCUACCUUAUCCUUUGACAAUGGUAAUUUUCAUGUUUCUUGGAGGUACGAAAAAGACCACGAUGAGUUGCAUUUCGAACUCAACGUAAAGACAGAGGGAUGGGUUGGAUUUGGAUUUACCUUCACACCAAAAAAAAUGAACAACUAUGAUGUGAUUAUCGGUGGAAAGACCCGGGCAGGAACUCCCUAUUUGAAUGAUUUUUUCACUGUUGGGCUCACUACUCCAGUCUUGGACUUGAAGCAAAGUUACAUGUUGGACAUGGCCUCGAAGCAAGACGGGAUCACAACACUCCAUUUCCAUCGUCCAAGGAUCACGAGUGAUUCAGAGGAUAUUCAGUUUAACAUGACCACCAGUGUGUUCAUACUGUGGGCGUAUAAUAAAAUCGACGAUGCACGCGACCCAAGCAGCUUCAGCAAACAUUCUCGGAAGGGUUACAGUAGUGGACCUCAUAGAAUCGUAGUUGAAGCUAUUCCAACGGUCGAUGUUUCAAGUCAAGACAGUACGAAGCUCACAACAUUUCACCUGAGCACACCGCCUCUCGCAACGCUAAAACCGGCAAAAGCCUUGGGAUUUCAACUAAACCUAAGCACCAUGACCAUGGCAAUAGCCUUUACUCUGAACCUCUUUGUUCAAUUGGUACUCAAGUAACAUAGGAUUUAUUGCAAGGAGCUGCCAAGAAGUUAAGGAAUCUUUCCAGUGCUAUUGUUGUAUGCGCUUACAACUUAUCAUCGGUAACAUUUUACGACACUCAAAUCAUGAAAAAGAACGAUUUAAGCGUGUCGUAAUUAGUAAGGAUCAUAACGAGGUCAAGCCCUGAAAGGUUUCCAUCUGCUAACUGGCUUAUAUCUAAUAUACACAAUUUGUUGCUUUGUUUUUAUCACACGUAAAAGCUUACUCAAAACCUAAGUGUGUUUACAUUGUCAAUGGCAAUUUGGCUUAUUAACGAAGUUACGAGAGGCCAUCGGUUGGUUUUUUCCGGCUCAAUCCGACUUUUUUUCUACUAUCGCAACCUUCAACUUGUUAUUUUA
This is a messenger RNA of Pocillopora verrucosa, 1112 nucleotides long. Lineage: Eukaryota; Metazoa; Cnidaria; Anthozoa; Scleractinia; Pocilloporidae. The record is from RefSeq and is a predicted model, not a curated record.